Cottoperca gobio is the source of this 1267-nucleotide messenger RNA. RefSeq names its product homeobox D3a (gene hoxd3a). The record is from RefSeq and is a predicted model, not a curated record. Lineage: Eukaryota; Metazoa; Chordata; Actinopteri; Perciformes; Bovichtidae. Gene Ontology annotation, cellular component: nucleus. Gene Ontology annotation, molecular function: DNA-binding transcription factor activity, RNA polymerase II-specific; RNA polymerase II cis-regulatory region sequence-specific DNA binding. The transcript is spliced from 2 exons. Gene Ontology annotation, biological process: anterior/posterior pattern specification; regulation of transcription by RNA polymerase II; embryonic skeletal system morphogenesis. The coding region runs from base 1 to 1191 and encodes 396 amino acids.
AUGCAGAAAGCAACAUACUACGAUAACUCUGGACUUUUUGGGGGGUACACCUUCCCCAAACCAGACUCUUACAACUACGGCGCAGCUCAUCAGUCCUACCCUGCUGCUAACAUUGAGAAUGACUACCAGGCCUCAGUGUGUCCCAUCCAGACCUCUGCUGUCCGGCCACCAACCCUCAAAGACAGUGACCUGAACGGAGACUGCAUGCGACAAGGCAGCACUCAAAGCAACAGCAGCAGCCAAGCCACGAGUAUUGGGGAGCAGCAGGCACCUCCACUGUCUGCAUCCUCUCCCAGCCCCAACAGCUCUGCACCCCAGAAGAAGAAAUCCCCACCCAGCAGCACGUCCAGUACUGCCACACCAACCCUCACAAAGCAGAUAUUCCCUUGGAUGAAGGAGACCCGGCAGAACUCAAAGCAGAAGGGCAGCAACUGCACCAGUGGAGAGGUGAGUGAUGAGAAGAGCCCACCAGGACCAGCCUCCAAACGGGUCAGAACUGCUUACACCAGCGCACAACUUGUGGAGCUGGAGAAGGAGUUUCACUUUAACCGCUAUCUGUGUCGCCCACGGAGAGUGGAAAUGGCGAAUCUGUUGAAUCUCACCGAGCGUCAAAUAAAGAUCUGGUUUCAAAACAGGAGGAUGAAAUACAAAAAGGACCAGAAGUCUAAAGGGCUCGCGCACUCUCCCCUGGGACACUCCCCGGAUAGAAGCCCGCCGCUGAGUGGCCCAAAUCACAUUGGAUACUCUGGCCAGCUCCAAAACGUGAACAGCCUCAGCUAUGACGCGCCCUCGCCCCCGUCCUUCGCCAAACCCCAGCAAAACAUGUACGGUUUGGCCGCGUACACCGCACCCUUGGGUGGCUGCAUCCCGCAACAGAAGAGGUACCCGGGCCCAGAGUACGAGCACCACGGCAUGCAGAGCAACGGCAGCUUUGCCAACGCCAAUUUGCAAGGCAGCCCCGUUUAUGUGGGUGGGAAUUUUGUUGAUUCCAUGCCAGCCUCGGGCCCCAUGUUCAACCUCGGCCAUCUUCCCCACCCCUCAUCCACCAGUGUGGACUACAGCUGUGCCGCUCAGAUCCCAGGAAACCACCACCAUGGACCCUGUGAUCCCCAUCCCACAUACACAGACCUCACCUCUCACCAAGCGUCUCAGGGAAGGAUUCAGGAAGCGCCUAAACUCACGCAUUUGUAAUAUGUGGUUUCUGUGUGUGUGCGUGUGUGUGCGUGCGUGUGUGUAUGUGUGCCAAAAUUAUGUUGCGCUCUUUUUA